This is a messenger RNA of Cotesia glomerata, 738 nucleotides long. RefSeq names its product serine/threonine-protein phosphatase 6 regulatory ankyrin repeat subunit A-like. The transcript is spliced from 3 exons. Gene Ontology annotation, molecular function: protein binding. The record is from RefSeq and is a predicted model, not a curated record. The coding region runs from base 1 to 738 and encodes 245 amino acids. Lineage: Eukaryota; Metazoa; Arthropoda; Insecta; Hymenoptera; Braconidae.
AUGGAAACUCCUGAAAGCCGAUUUUUGAUGAAAGUUAAAAAAGAAUAUGCAUCACUGAGAAGGAAUUCUAAAUCUAUUGCAAACCCAAAUAUGAGUAUAAAUUAUAGGGCAUAUGUAAAUCAUACAGUUUUACAAAUGGCAGUUUAUUUUGGACAUGAAGAAUUCGUCUCUGACUUACUUCGUAUGGGAGCUAAUGUUAAUAUAGUAACUUGUCAUUGGGGUACUGCUCUUCACGUGGCAGUCGCUGAAAGACGUAAAUCCAUAACAAAAAAAUUAAUCAAAGCUGGUGCGAACGUCAAUAAAAUAGGAUCUAAAAAUUAUUGUACACCCAUUUACAAUGCUUUGAUGACUUCUACUUUUCAGCAUUCGAUUAUUGAAGCACUACUUCAUAACGGCGUUGAUCUUAAUGAUAUGUGUGUUAAAACACUUACAAAUGCUGGCGAUUUAACACCUCUUGAAGUUGCAAUCUACAAUAAAAAGCCAACUAUUGUAGCAGCGCUGUUAAAUUAUAACGCUAAUGUUAAUCGCAUUAAUAUAAACAAACAGACGCCGCUUGAUUUUGCAGCUGGUUCAUCUUUAAUUGAAAAUAUUAUCAAAAGACAUAUUGUCAAGAUGAAAGCUGCAGGGUUUGAAAUUAUUGAAAGUAAUCAAUCAUACGAGUACUUUUAUUGUAACUCUUUUUGUAUACUUUUGUCAUCUGGCUAUACUGCCUUGGCAUUAAAAUUAAAUAAUAAAUAA